UCUUGCCACCGCUGAGCUUUCAGCUUUCAUCGUCGUUUUCCCCUUCUUUCCUCCUCCUUUCUCUAUCAUUUUCUUUCUCUUGUGGUGUUUCCUCCUUCCAUUCACUAAAUAUCAAAAAAAUUCUCUAGUUUUCCCAUUCAAUAUCCCUAUGUCAUAGUUUUCUCUCUAGUAUUUUCUUCUCUUUUCCCAAAUCAAAAACCCUAAUAUUUUCUUGUUUGAAAUUUCUUUCCGAUCUUGUUUCCAAUCAGUCUAUUUUGAGAUGACAAAUCAUGGGUGGCUUGCGGUUUUGGAAUGGAAGGAUUUAGCUGAUGUAUUGGUACAAAGCAUGGUUACCAGUGUGAAGGAGAAACCCGUUGCAAUCUUUUGGAAACCUCUUGUUUGGAAAGCUGAUGAGUUUUGGAAUGAAUUUGGUGUGAGCUUGCUUCCUGGGCUCUUGAAAGGGCAUGUGAUUCACAAUUUCAAUCCAAUCAAUUGCGAGGAUGCAAUGGUACUCUCUCUCCCUGAAAUGGGCUCUACGCUUUUAUUGCGUCUCUUAUCCAUUUAUGAAGCUAUUAUGUUUAUAGGAGUUUUCAUAUGCCCAAGUAAAGUUGUAUUUCUUAGUGCAUCAUGUCUCGAGAUUACUUUUCUCAAGUUGAAUGUUGGAUUGAGGCUUAGACCUGGUUUAAGGGCCUACUAUUUAUUGCUGGGACUUAUAUGAUGACGAUUAGGACUGUAGUGCCUAGGCUUAAUCUGCUGUGGUCUCUUGUAUCUGAUGAUGAUUUAAAAGCUUUUGAGACUAACCUGCUGAAAAAUAGUAGUGAUCUGCAUGGUGAAAUCAAUGUUGUGAAUCGAGAUCUGUUGUUGGAUCUUGUUAGGGAAACAAACUAAUUGCUGCUGC
Molecule: messenger RNA, 877 nt
Organism: Rubroshorea leprosula
Lineage: Eukaryota; Viridiplantae; Streptophyta; Magnoliopsida; Malvales; Dipterocarpaceae
Source: the annotation of a GenBank genome assembly